Molecule: messenger RNA, 1866 nt
Organism: Syngnathus typhle (broad-nosed pipefish)
Lineage: Eukaryota; Metazoa; Chordata; Actinopteri; Syngnathiformes; Syngnathidae
Product: insulinoma-associated protein 1a-like
Exons: 1
Coding region: 280-1338 (352 amino acids)
Biological process (GO): negative regulation of transcription by RNA polymerase II; neuron differentiation; regulation of cell cycle process
Cellular component (GO): transcription repressor complex; nucleus
Molecular function (GO): RNA polymerase II cis-regulatory region sequence-specific DNA binding; DNA-binding transcription repressor activity, RNA polymerase II-specific
Source: RefSeq, a predicted model, not a curated record
AGCCCUCAGGUACAUCUGCUUUGCAAUCUGCCCUCAUAAACAACCCCCCCCCCCUGCACACACACCAUCCAAAUCCAUGAGGGAGAAUGGGGAGGAGGGAACGCCCCUCUGAUUGGUCGCAGAUGAAGCAACAGGGAGGAGGGAGGGUUUCAAUGCGGCCUUUAAAAGAGGACAGUUGUUGAGGAGCAGCAGAACCCGCUGAGACCGACCGGAUCAUCGCCUUGAGUCCCACCCCGACCCUUCCCACACACCCACAAAAGUGCCUUGAAGCUGCUCAACAUGCCGAGAGGCUUCCUGGUCAAGAGGAGCAAGAGGCCCAACAUGGUGUCGUACCGCUCACGGUGCGAGGCGGAGGACCGGAAGCCUUUCGGAGAUGCGUGGCGAGAGGGCGUACCCGCGUCCAUUCGCAGCCGGUGGCCGCCGCCGUCGGCAUUAGUGGCGGCGCCGGAGCGCGAGAUCAAAGGCAUCCGCUUCGGCAUCCCGGAGGGGGCAUACCGGGGGCUCCGCAGCCCGACCCGGCCGACCAGUGGAGAACGGGAAGCCGAGAGGCAGCCAACUUUGGGUUUGGGCUCGCCGGUGUCGGCCGAGGCCUUCCCCACCGCCGCCGCAGCGCUCACCGCUCUGGGACACCUCUUCGACAUGGGCUCCAAUACCGCCGCCCCCAAGAGGGCCGCCGAGUCCGAGCGUAAAGUCAAAUCAGGCGCCAAGAGAGCCAAAAACAUACGGAAGCUGCACCUGCAGGACCACGUCACCAUCUCGCCCGUUCUGGGGCUGAAGAUCCGGGCCGUUCCGGCAGCAGAGCGCCGCUCCCCGGCCGUCGGUGACUUUGUGUGUCAGCUGUGCGGGGAAGCCUACGCCGACCCCCUCGGCCUGGCCCAGCACCGCUGCUCCAGAAUUGUCCGGGUGGAGUACCGCUGUCCUGAGUGUGACAAGGUGUUCAGCUGCCCUGCUAACCUAGCCUCGCAUCGCCGCUGGCACAAGCCCAAAGCGGAGCAGAGAGUGCGCCCGGAGGAUGGGCGAGCGCAUCCCGGCCCGCCGGAGUCCGGUUCCGAAGGGGAGGAGCCGCACGAGUGCGCUCAGUGCGGCAAAAAGUUCAAGCGUCACGCCUGCCUGCGUAAACACGUGGCUGCGCGGCACGCUGCCGUUGACCUGAGCGGAGCGGGGGAGGUGUUCGCCGGCGCCGAGGCGCGCCAGCGGCACCUGCGGCCGCCGCACGACCUCUGCUGCAAAACCUCGCCCGCGCUCACCCGCCACCUCACGUCAACCGGCGACCAGUUUGCCUGCCCUAUGAUUGGCCGGCGACCAGUCCAACUUCAGCUGCAGCCGCAAGCCCACUAAGGCAAUAAACUAAAAGGGGCUCUUGGUGGUUCUCAGUGCCUUUGCCCGCAGGAGGCCAUUUUGUUUUGCGUCUUUGACAGUUUGGACUCAGCCCUGUUCCUUCCCCGUCCUCGCCGCACGUGUGCUGUUAGCACGCUGAUGCUUCUUUAGCUUUAAUGAGCAUUCGCCUCUUCGGAUCAGAAGGUAGCAAAAGAAACCGACUAGCUUAGCCACUACUGCCUUUGGACUAGAAACUGCUGUAAUAUUGCCUUAUCGAUUAUCUUGAAGGUUUCUGUGUUACCACUACUCAGUAUAUUUUGCUCCUAUUUAUGUAUUUAUUGAUGUGCGUAUUUAUUCACAUAAAUGAUUACUGUGUGUGGACGAUAUGUUUACCGUGGCUUUUUAGCAAUCAACUGUGACCAGGAUGCAAUCAUGACUUCAAUUGAUUGUUUUUCUUUUUGUGAUCGGUAGCUGAUAUUAUGCCGUGAGUGUUUUGCACUAAAUGUCCGAAAAGAAUAAAAAAAAAAAAAAAGACUACAACUGUUGCUG